AUGGAGGAUACAAAUAAAAUUACAGACAUGGAAGCUACUCCGGCGCAAUUGGAAGUGGGAGCUAUCCUUCCACAUCUUGGAGCUGCUCCGGCGGUGGAGGUUGCUCCGAUUGCUAUUCCGGCAGCACAAAACACUACUCCGGCGGCACAGAAUGCUCCGGCCAUGGAGGCAUCGACUCGUGUGGAGACACAAAAUACUGUUGUUGCAUUACCAAAAUUUAACCCUGAUGGAAUGGGUGUCGACGCAUCGCAGUGGUGCUCAUUAGUUAAAGAAAGUAUUGGCCUAAAAUUAUCUGGCAAACGUAUUCACAAUGUUGUAAUAUUACGGGGAAUCGGUGAUGGGGGAAUAUACAGUACAUUACAAAUUUUAGCCAAUGUUACUAUUAAUGAUAAUGCUAUUGAGAUACUGUUUCACGUAGUGCAAGAUAAUCAUUUAAAGAAUGAUAUUGUCAUUGGUCGCGAAAUCCUUAAACAAGCUUGCGGUUAUGGUGCUAUGCUCUUGCAUAGAAUUAACAACAUACCUCACGUAAUUGAAUAUUUUAGCAAAACGACUACCUCCGCUGUGUCUAGGUACCACUCUUAUGAGUUGGAGACGUUGGCGGUCGUUCAGGCCGUUAAACAUUAUCGGCAUUAUUUUCUUGGUCGUAAGUUUGUAGUUUACGUAAUUGAAUAUUUUAGCAAAACGACUACCUCCGCUGAGUCUAGGUACCACUCUUAUGAGUUGGAGACGUUGGCGGUCGUUCAGGCCGUUAAACAUUAUCGGCAUUAUUUGCUUGGUCGUAAGUUUGUAGUUUACACUGACUGCAAUUCUCUCAAGGCAUCGCGUACUAAAAUAGAUCUGACUCCAAGAGUGCAUCGCUGGUGGGCGUACUUACAAUCGUUCGAUUUUGAUAUUCAGUACCGUGAAGGUAAACGCAUGGCUCAUGUUGACUUUUUGUCAAGAAAUCCUAUUAAAGCGAACUCUGAGUUAAUGUUAAGCAAAAUUCCUGAGAAGCGAGUAAAUUUGGCGGAAAUUUCAUGUGAAUGGUUUCACGCUGAACAGCAAUUAGAUGCAGACAUAGCUGGCAUUGUAAAUAAAUUAAAUUCGAAUGAGCUUACAGAAGAUUUGUCCAAAACCUAUGAGUUGAGGAAGGGAAUCUUAUUUCGCAAGGUUCAAAGGAAUAAUAGAACCCUUUGCUUACCCGUUGUUCCGCGCGUAUUCAAAUGGUCAGUUAUAAAUCAGGUGCAUGAAUCAAUAAUGCACUUAGGGAAAAAAAAAACACUUGACAAAGUCUAUCAAUACUACUGGUUUGAUAACAUGAAUAAAUACGUUCGAAAAUUUGUUGAUAAUUGUAUAACGUGCAAAUCUGUCAAGGGUUCUUCGGGGAAAAAGCAAGCAGAGCUCCAUCCAAUUCCUAAAAUAAAUGUGCCUUGGCACACAGUACAUGUUGACAUAACAGGAAAGUUAAGUGGGAAAAGUGACCUCAAAGAAUAUGUGAUCGUGCAAAUCGAUGCAUUCACUAAAUACGUUUAUUUGUUCCACACUUUAAAGUUAGAUACUGAGAGUUGUAUGAAAGCUCUUAAGUCUUCUAUUUCUUUGUUUGGGGUUCCCAACCGUAUCAUUGCUGACCAGGGUCGAUGCUUUACUAGCUCGAAAUUUUCAGAAUUUUGUUCAUCACAAAAUAUAAAACUUCAUUUAAUUGCUACAGGGGCGAGUCGCGCUAACGGGCAAGUUGAGCGUGUGAUGAGCACGUUGAAGAACUUGUUGACAGCAGUAGAAUCCAGUAACCGAUCUUGGCAAGACGCUCUCGGCGAGGUUCAGUUCGCUUUAAACUGUACCACAAACCGUUCUACUGCAGCAAGUCCCUUGGAAUUGUUGAUUGGUAAGGAGGCUCGUCCUCUCGGUUUAAUACCACCAUGCGAUACUGAGGUUGCAGUCGAUGUAGCAAAAGUUAGAAAUAAGGCUUCUGAGAAUAUGGGAAAUAUUGCUGCGUACGAUAAAAUCAGGUUCGAUAAGGGUAAAGCACCGGUUGUGAGAUACAAGGUUGGUGACUAUGUGCUAUUGAAAAACGAAGAGAGACACCAAACCAAAUUAGAUGCAAAGUUUAGAGGUCCAUUUUUGGUGAUUGAGGUUCUGGAUGGGGACCGCUACAUGUUGAAGUCUUUGCAAAAUAAACGAACUUACAAGUACUGUAAUGAGGACAUUAGAAAAAUGCCAAACGGUCAAAUUCCAAGUGAAUUGGACAUUGAAAAUGAACACCCAGUUAAGAGUCCAGAACAUAAAGAAUAUGUACCAGAAAAAUAUUGGGUUCUUAGAGACAUAUUAGUAAAAAUAUUAUCACAACACAACAUUUGUCAAGAAGUAUCCCAUAAGAUAGAACAACCCAUCGAAAUAGAUCUAAAUAAUAUAUGUAUGGCAUCCGAAACAACGGAACAGCUUAAAACAAUAGAAGAAGAAAGUGGUUCAGAAGAUUCUGAUUCAGAAACGGAAAUAAAGCUGUACAAAAUGACACAAACAGUUGUAGAUUUCAUUAAUACGGCCACAAGGCUUAUGCCCGAUUUCGAUGGCAAACCAGAGAAUUUAAGAUCUUUUCUAGACGCACUUUCACUAAUAGAAACAUUAAAAGGCGACCAUGAAACGGUAGCCAUAAACCUUAUCAAGACCAAAUUAAAGGGCAACGCCCGAAACCUAAUUGAAAACGAAGCCACUAUACAAGAUGUAAUUAGAAAACUCACAAGUUCUGUGAAAGGUGAAUCAGUUGAGGUCCUCUCGGCCAAAAUACUGAACAUCCGCCAGAAUAAUAAAUCUGCCAAUACGUAUUGUAACGAAGUGGAAACUCUGACAAAAUCAUUGGAGAGUGCAUACAUCUCCGAUGGUUUGUCAUGCACGUUAGCACAACAAUACUCCACCCAAAUCGCCGUAAAGGCAAUGACCAAAAACUGCACCAUUGAUAGAGUUAAACUCAUCAUGGAAGCAGCCCAAUUUAACACUAUGAACGAAGCUAUAGAGAAGUUUGUCAGACAAACAAAAACUACCGUGGAAAUAGAGGAAGACAACAUGGUAGAGGUGGAUACAGAAGCAACGGCAACAAUAAUAACCACAAUAAUAACGGCAACAGAAAUAGAAAUGGAAACUCUAACUACCGUGGAAAUAGACGUGGGUAUAAUAACAACAACAGCAAUAGGCAAAACAAUUAUGCCCAAAAUAACAACGUUAGAACUACUAACGCAGAACAAACUAACCCGGAAAACUAAAAAAUCCCCCUAA
Messenger RNA from Rhagoletis zephyria (snowberry fruit fly), 3246 nucleotides. RefSeq lists its product as uncharacterized. The record is from RefSeq and is a predicted model, not a curated record. Gene Ontology annotation, biological process: DNA integration. Gene Ontology annotation, molecular function: nucleic acid binding. NCBI's taxonomy places the organism in Eukaryota, Metazoa, Arthropoda, Insecta, Diptera, Tephritidae.